CUAAACUUUCUUUAGCUCCAGUUGUGUGAGUCAUUCUAGAACAAAACAUCUCUGUGGUUCUUUUCGUGGCUGGGGGUGAAUUAUCAAUUGAAAAGAGCAACUACUACUGUUAGCACUGCAAUUUUACGAUAGAAAACGCAAACACUGAAAGUUAAUGGCGGGAAGUCGAGCUGCUUCGGCCGGCAGAUUUCCCGAUUCGACAUGGCGGCCGGGAACUCCGAGCCUUUAUCACGACAAAUGUGCUCCUCAGAAAGAAAGAGUCAAAUCUGCUCCUCCACGAACUUACUCUCAACGAGAAUACGCUAAGUGUGAUGUUGUUCGAAAUGACGAGAUCUGGAAAAAUCGAUGCAAGAAUGAAGGCAAAAUGACGAGAAAAUGGGAAGAAAACUGGGGUUUUCUCAAAGACUAUGACCCAAAGGGGAGACUCAAACCAAAGCAAGAACUUCCCGAAAAAGUGAGUGUCUACUCAGACAAGGUGCCAAACACAACAAGUCGACAAUUUGGACACAGAGCAAAGAGUGCGCCAGCAAGGACAAUGCAAAAAUUUGAACGGCUUAUGAACUAUAGAGUAAAGUCGAACAAGGAGUUGAUGUGCUAUGACUAAUGCUUUACAUGUAAAGAGUUCACAGACAAGCCCAGCUGGUUGCCCAAAGGAUAGAUGAUGCUAUGGACUAGAUAAAUCACUACCUACCAACAAGACCAAAAACACCCUGGGGUACUCCCAUAUGAAAAGCACAGGGUGAUUGUCAUACUGUUCACAGGUUAAAAAAGCAGGUUUGGUCCCUCUUGGGGCGUUCAGCUUCAAAGACUCCACAGCGGAAGCUUUUGCCGUACCUUUUAGGGUAUUGAGCCUAAAAAAUAUGACAAUGAGAUAAUGUGUUGUUGUAGAAGUGGUACGUCUUCAAGGGUGGAAACAAUUUCCUCACACACCCACGAAGCAGGAUCUUGAUACCUCUUAGAGGUACGUUUCAAAAUUUCUGAUGAACACCCCCAUCCUUUUGAUAAAGGAGUCUCCCCCCCCCCCUCCCUACCCUGGGGUGUCAUCCACUCUUUGAACAACCAGUGUUAUGAACUAAAUAAAUGUUGGGUACUGCAUAUGUGCAGAUUAGUAUAGAGUGUAAAUAAGUAAGCCUAAAAUGAAUUUUUGCCCUAACAAUAACUAUAUGUUGUUUGCGAUAUAUUCAUCAAUUAAAAAAAAUGUGAAGUAUUUGCUUCAAAUAGGUGUAGAAAUAAAUAUUCGAGCUAUGUAUACUAAAGUAUACUUAUAAGUUUAUGUACAUGCAAAGGUACUUGUAAUAUGCAUUAGUCAUUCUAACAUAAAAAAGUUUUUGAGUGGAAAACUUUAAUAAGGAAUUGAAUAGUAGAUAUAUGUGGAGUGGAACAGAAAGAGGAUUACAACGUGAUUGAUUUGAAAGACUGCAAAGAGUCUCUAGGUAUGUAGAUUGUUGUAGUAAUCAUUCCAGUGAGUGACUGUGAGACGAUCAAGUACUGCAGCACUCCCUGUCAUAUAGUUGCCAUAAAAUAUUGAGAAUUAGACCAGAAUAUUCAGUCGUAAGUCAUUUCACGCCGACAUGCAACACUUAUUGCACAGAGCCAUGUAACUGUAUAACAUCACAUGACUUUUUUCUCAUCUUGACAUCUCAUGUACUCUUUUUCUUAUUCAUAACUGAAUAGUUAGACAGUCCCUGUUGACCAUUCGUGUAAGUCUGUCUAAGCACAACAUGUCUAAAAUUAUGCAGAAGUAGAAGUUUAUAAGUUGUAGACAAUACUGCUAUGACAAGCUGACUGAUACAGUUAGUCUUGUCAUAACUGUUGAACAAUGCUUUAGGUGUAAAUAAAACGAUAGUUCCCUUUCA
Molecule: messenger RNA, 1856 nt
Organism: Orbicella faveolata
Lineage: Eukaryota; Metazoa; Cnidaria; Anthozoa; Scleractinia; Merulinidae
Product: ciliary microtubule inner protein 5-like
Source: RefSeq, a predicted model, not a curated record